Messenger RNA from Malassezia pachydermatis, 630 nucleotides. Its product is annotated as rab-type small gtp-binding protein. Gene Ontology annotation, cellular component: plasma membrane; endosome. Gene Ontology annotation, molecular function: GTP binding; GTPase activity. Bases 1 to 630 code for a protein of 209 amino acids. The record is from RefSeq and is a predicted model, not a curated record. NCBI's taxonomy places the organism in Eukaryota, Fungi, Basidiomycota, Malasseziomycetes, Malasseziales, Malasseziaceae. Gene Ontology annotation, biological process: protein localization to plasma membrane; protein secretion; regulation of exocytosis. The transcript has 5 exons.
AUGCCUCAACCACACUACGAUCUGCUUGUUAAGCUUCUUUUAAUUGGCGACUCAGGCGUAGGAAAGUCCUGUCUUCUUCUCCGAUUCUGUGACGACGCUUGGACGCCGUCGUUCAUUACCACUAUUGGCAUCGACUUCAAGAUUCGCACGAUCGAGGUCGACGGAAAGCGCAUCAAGCUUCAAAUUUGGGAUACUGCCGGUCAGGAGCGUUUCCGUACGAUCACCACUGCAUACUACCGUGGAUCUAUGGGCAUUCUCCUUGUUUUCGAUGUGACGGAUGAGAAGAGCUUCCAAAACAUCCGCAACUGGUACCAGGACGUCCAGCAGCAUGCCAGCGAAGGUGCCUGCAAGAUCCUUGUAGGCAACAAGUGCGACUGGGAAGAAAAGCGUGUUGUUACUACAGAACAAGGUCAGGAGCUUGCGAACGAGCUGGGCAUGCAAUACAUUGAGACGUCGGCUAAGGCCAACACGAAUGUCGAUGAGGCCUUUUUCAAGCUGGCGCAGCAGGUGAAGGACCACCUAAUUGAUCAGGGCAUCACUACCAAUGCGCAGUCCACUAGCGGCACCACUACAAUUGGCGGUGCCGGUGCUGGCCUGGACGCCACGGGUAAGAAAGGCGGCUGCUGCUAA